ACCAGUGCGCUGGUUUGUCCCUCGCCUAAAUCUAGAUCUUAUCCAAUAGGCAGCCUUGAGCAGAAUCCCGACGUCAAAUUAGUCGUCAUGGGGAAGCGAUAUCGAAAACCUAAAGCUGCAAGUCCGUCGAUUUAGUGCUAUCCAUGUGCCGUCCAUGUGCAGAUCACUCUGCAGCUGCGUUUACCCUAUUCUGGCUUGGACCUAGUCCAACAUCCCAUCAUCCAAGCCACAAACAACAGAAUAUAUAUUUGGGCGUCCCCCGUAGUUAGGAAAGCAACAGCUUCGUGUAGCCAUUUUAAUUAAUCCAGCGCGAGUAGUCUGUCAUUACAGUCUGUACCUUCGUUUUUGAAGCAUCUUGCUUCGUCCUCUUAAUCACGAUGCGUACCUCAUCCCUCGCUUCCCUUCUUCUGCUUGCUCCUCUUGGAACGCUCGCUCAGGGGAAAACUACCUCGAAGGAUGCGACCUGUGGUGGAACCAAGGGAUAUACUUGUCUGAAGUCGACUUGGGGAAACUGCUGUAGCCAGUACGGUUGGUGUGGUAGCACUACUGCAUACUGUGGUACCGGCUGUAAUCCGAGUUUUGGAACUUGUUUAGUAGUUCCCACAACUAUCAAGACCAGCACGCUACGCAGUUCAACGUCUUCCCAGUCCCGUUCCAGCUCAACGUCUCCCCAGUCCCGUUCCAGUUCCAGGACUUCCGCCGCGCCUGCCGCCUCUUCCCAGGCUGUCACUACCAACAGUCGCUGUGGACCGUCUUUCGGCGGGAAAACAUGUCAGGGAUCAAAGUGGGGUAACUGUGUGUAUUCCAGCUCCAUGACUGGAUGAAUAUGAGCUGACCUCUCGUUCCAGGCUGCAG
Messenger RNA from Cucurbitaria berberidis CBS 394.84, 855 nucleotides. RefSeq names its product carbohydrate-binding module family 18 protein. NCBI's taxonomy places the organism in Eukaryota, Fungi, Ascomycota, Dothideomycetes, Pleosporales, Cucurbitariaceae. The coding region runs from base 378 to 824 and encodes 148 amino acids. The transcript has 3 exons. The record is from RefSeq and is a predicted model, not a curated record. Gene Ontology annotation, molecular function: chitin binding.